This is a messenger RNA of Procambarus clarkii (red swamp crayfish), 1623 nucleotides long. The record is from RefSeq and is a predicted model, not a curated record. NCBI's taxonomy places the organism in Eukaryota, Metazoa, Arthropoda, Malacostraca, Decapoda, Cambaridae.
AUGCAAGAGUGCGUCAUUCAAGAGUGUGCCAUGCAAGAGUGCGUCAAGCAUGAGAGAUUCAUGUACGAGGGCACCUUACAAGAGUGCAUCAUGCAAGAGUGCGUUAUGCAAGAGUGCGUUAUGCAAGAGUGCGUCAUGCAAGAGUGCGUCAUGCAAGAGUGCGUGUUGCAAGAGUGCAUCAUGCAAGAGUAUGUCAUGCAAGAGUGCGUCAUGCAAGAGUGCGCCAUGCAAGAGUGCGUCAUGCAAGAGUGCGUUAUAAAAGAGUGGGUCAUGCAAGAGUGCGUCAUGCAAGAGUGCGUCAUGCAAGGGAGGGGAAAUCUUGGUGUAGAGAGAGGAGGUUCUGCCGCCGACCACACUAGCGACCUCACCCGAGGUGUAGAGAGAGCAGGUUCUACCGCCGGCCACACUAGCGACCUCACCCGAGGUGUAGAGAGAGCAGGUUCUGCCGCCGACCACACUAGCGACCUCACCCGAGGUGUAGAGAGAGCAGGUUCUACCGCCGGCCACACUAGCGACCUCACCCGAGGUGUAGAGAGAGCAGGUUCUACCGCCGGCCACACUAGCGACCUCACCCGAGGUGUAGAGAGAGCAGGUUCUACCGCCGGCCACACUAGCGACCUCACCCGAGGUGUAGAGAGAGCAGGUUCUGCCGCCGGCCACACUAGCGACCUCACCCGAGGUGUAGAGAGAGCAGGUUCUGCCCCCGGCCACACUAGCGACCUCACCCGAGGUGUAGAGAGAGCAGGUUCUGCCCCCGGCCACACUAGCGACCUCACCCGAGGUGUAGAGAGAGCAGGUUCUGCCCCCGGCCACACUAGCGACCUCACCCGAGGUGUAGAGAGAGCAGGUUCUGCCGCCGGCCACACUAGCGACCUCACCCGAGGUGUAGAGAGAGCAGGUUCUGCCGCCGGCCACACUAGCGACCUCACCCGAGGUGUAGAGAGAGCAGGUUCUGCCGCCGGCCAAACUAGCGACCUCACCCGAGGUGUAGAGAGAACAGGUUCUGCCCCCUGCCACACUAGCGACCUCACCCGAGGUGUAGGGAGAGCAGGUUCUGCCCCCGGCCACACUAGCGACCUCACCCGAGGUGUAGAGAGAGCAGGUUCUGCCCCCGGCCACACUAGCGACCUCACCCGAGGUGUAGAGAGAGCAGGUUCUGCCCCCGGCCACACUAGCGACCUCACCCGAGGUGUAGAGAGAGCAGGUUCUGCCCCCGGCCACACUAGCGACCUUGCCCGAGGUGUAGAGAGAGCAGGUUCUGCCGCCGGCCACACUAACGACCUCACCCGAGGUGUAGAGAGAGCAGGUUCUGCCGCCGGCCACACUAGCGACCUCACCCGAGGUGUAGAGAGAGCAGGUUCUGCCGCCGGCCAAACUAGCGACCUCACCCGAGGUGUAGAGAGAACAGGUUCUGCCCCCUGCCACACUAGCGACCUCACCCGAGGUGUAGAGAGAGCAGGUUCUGCCCCCGGCCACACUAGCGACCUCACCCGAGGUGUAGAGAGAGCAGGUUCUGCCACCGGCCACACUAGCGACCUUACCCGAGGUGUAGAGAGAGCAUGUUCUGCCACUGGCCUCACUAGCGACCUCACCCGAGGUGUAGAGAGAGCAGGUUCUACCUGA